This is a messenger RNA of Rhinocladiella mackenziei CBS 650.93, 486 nucleotides long. RefSeq lists its product as uncharacterized. The transcript has a single exon. The coding region runs from base 1 to 486 and encodes 161 amino acids. Lineage: Eukaryota; Fungi; Ascomycota; Eurotiomycetes; Chaetothyriales; Herpotrichiellaceae. The record is from RefSeq and is a predicted model, not a curated record.
AUGGAUUCCCGCGAUAACUACAGCUUCGCGAACCAGUCCUCGAUCCCAUCGCCUAUCAAUGAUAUGCUCCCAGCCUUCUUUCGUUCCUGGGACGACCCGCACUCGAACAAUGAAUACUUAAACCUCUUUGCUCCAGAAGGAGAGUUAGUCUUCGGGUCAGCUCCCGCGAAAGGCCGCGAUGCCAUUCGUGCAUUAAGGGACGCCAUGAUUCACCCGACCAACGGCCCCGUUGUGAGCCUAGAGCAUACACUGGGGAAGUGCUUUGUGCUUGCAGGCGGUGCGGAUAGUGGGCGACAGGAGGUAAUUGUUAACGGCUCCAUUUGGUAUAAGUUGAGGAAUGGCCGGAAGGUCGAUGCGGACUUUGCCAGCUGGGUAGUGUUUGGGGACGACGGCCAGGGAGGUUUACAGGCCGAGUUUUAUGAAGUGUAUCUGGACUCAUUGGAACUAAUGACGGCAAUCAAGGAGAUGAAUGAGACUGCCGAGUAA